AUGUUUUACUUUAGUUAUCCUUCACGCCCGGAUAUCAAGAUAUUGAAUGACUUUUCAAUUCACAUUAAACGAGGAGAAUGCGUGGCUCUCGUGGGCUCUUCUGGAUGCGGCAAAUCUACAAUACUCCAACUAUCAUCUUUAGGUGUCGUAGGUCAGGAACCCGUACUAUUUCGAGGCACCAUUUUUGAAAAUAUAGCUAUUGGUUGUCCAGAGGCAACACUGGCAGAUGUUCAAAGAGUUGCAAUUAUGUCGUAUGCCCAUGAAUUUAUCACAAAUCUCCCGAAGGGUUAUAAUACAGUUAUUGGAGAGCGCGGUGCAUCGCUUUCUGGAGGUCAAAAACAGCGCAUUGCGAUUGCACGGUCGUUGCUCCGUGACCCGGCAGUACUUCUUCUAGAUGAAGCUACAUCUGCACUUGAUCCUCACUCGGAGCGACAAGUACAGGCUGCGCUUGACCGCGCCAGCGCCGGCCGGACUACUAUCAUGGUAUCUCACAGAUUGGCGACAAUAGUCAACGCGAAGCGUAUUAUUUGCAUGGACAAAGGCACAAUCGUAGAACAAGGUUCUCAUGAAGAGCUAAUAAAAAAUAAAGAAGAUAUCACACCAUUACCAGAAGAAGCUGAAACUGAAGAAGAUGGUACUGAUACAGCAACUGAAAAUAGUAAACCGCGAACUGAUGAUGCCAAUAGCGAUAUAAGGAAACAUGAACAUCGUAAAAGAAUUCAAAAACAAAAUUCAGUAAUAGACAAUCAACACUGGAUGACUCCUCGAGGUUCUAUCUCUUCGGUGGUCUCAGUUGGCUAUCAAAGUUUUAUGUUAAAUGCGGAUGCCGAAAACAAAGAAAAUAUUGAAGAACAGGUUGAUGUAACCGGAUGCCAGAUAUUAAAACUAAAUUCACCUGAGUGGAUUUACAUCACUAUUGGAUCUAUUGCAGCAUUUGCUCAAGGAGCUUGCUUUCCAGUAUUUUCUUUACUUUUUGGUUACACAAGCGCGAUAUUCAUUCUAACGGACCAUGACCUACUACUGUAUUUGGCUGACUUAUACGCAGGCCUAUUUCUCGUAGUGGCAAGUGUUGCCGGAAUAGGCAUGUGUCUACAAAGUUUCACAUUCACAACUGCUGGUCUGAAAAUGACUACAAGAUUGCGAAUUCAAUAUUUUGCAGCUCUUCUCAGACAGGAAAUAGGUUUUUAUGAUAAGCAGAGUAAUACAGUAGGUGCUAUUUGCGCUCGACUUAGUGGCGACACCGCCGAAGUACAAGGUGCCACAGGAUUGAGAAUUGGUAUCAUAUUGCAAGGAAUUAGUUCAGUUGCGGUCGGUAUCUUAAUGGGUUUCGGUUAUGAUUGGCGAUUAACUCUGGUUUCAUCGGCAUUUUUACCAGUGAUGGUGGGCAGCAUUUGGUUGGAGGGUCGAAUGUCUCAGAAAUCGCAAUCUGACGAGCAAAAAGCACUGGAAAAUGCCACCAGUGUUGCAACAGAAGCGGUCGUUAGUAUUAAGACAGUGCAAAGUUUAGGCAUAGAAAUGGUUUUCCUAGAGAAAUUUCAAAAGUCUUUAGAUGAAGGUUGUGCUGCAAUUUCACAGAAAUCGCGGUGGCGAGGUCUCAUCUUGGGCAUGGGUAUCUAUAUACCAUUCGUAGCGUAUUCCUGUGCUAACGUCUAUGGUACCACCUUGGUAGCUAACGGAACGCUGGAGUAUAAAGUUGUACUUCUGGUAACAGAAUCUGUUAUGUUCGGAGCUUACAUGUUGGGUCAGACACUAGUUUAUGCGCCGAGUUUCAAUAAUGCCAGAAGAUCUGCAUCUAAAAUAUUAUCAGUGGUUAAUAGAGUGCCUGCAGUAAGGACAGAGGAUGGCGUUAAGGAUAAACUAGAUUGGAAUGCAACUGGCAAUUUCAGCUUGAAGGGUGUGGAAUUCAGCUAUCCAACUCGAAAAAGGCAAAAAGUGCUAAGGGGAAUAGACCUUAAGAUGGAAGCUGGAAAAACAGUAGCCCUCGUUGGAUCUUCCGGAUGCGGCAAAUCGACCAUAUUGCAACUAAUACAGAGAUUCUAUGACCCAGACGAAGGAGCUAUUGAAUUGGAUGGAGUCAACGCCAAGACUGCCUUAACCCUCCCGCGGUUACGGCAACAGCUAGGUGUAGUGCAACAAGAGCCGAUACUCUUUGACCGAACGUUAGCCGAGAACAUUGCUUAUGGUGACAACAACAGAAAAAUCAGUAUAAAUGAAAUUAUAGAAGCUGCCAAAGCCGCCAACAUACAUUCGUUUAUUACUUCUUUACCAAAGGGCUACGAUACAAAUCUUGGUUCUGGCGGUGCGCAGCUGUCUGGUGGCCAGAAGCAGCGUGUAUGUAUAGCACGAGCCCUCAUCAGGUCGCCUCGACUGCUUUUGCUAGACGAAGCCACGUCGGCGUUGGAUGCAAACAGUGAACAAGUGGUCUCGGAAGCACUUGAUAAAGCAGCAGAAGGCCGCACAUGCAUCACGAUUGCCCACCGACUGUCAACUAUAAAAAACUCAGACCUAAUCUGUGUUUUAGACAAAGGUAAAAUUGUGGAACGCGGCAAUCACGAAGAACUUUUAUCAAUCCAAGGAUUAUAUUACCGUAUGUGCAAAGGACAAAACAUGGCAUGA
Molecule: messenger RNA, 2616 nt
Organism: Arctia plantaginis
Lineage: Eukaryota; Metazoa; Arthropoda; Insecta; Lepidoptera; Erebidae
Source: the annotation of a GenBank genome assembly